Messenger RNA from Morone saxatilis (striped sea-bass), 1364 nucleotides. RefSeq names its product heterogeneous nuclear ribonucleoprotein Q-like. Gene Ontology annotation, cellular component: ribonucleoprotein complex; CRD-mediated mRNA stability complex; nucleus. Gene Ontology annotation, biological process: CRD-mediated mRNA stabilization. The record is from RefSeq and is a predicted model, not a curated record. Gene Ontology annotation, molecular function: mRNA 5'-UTR binding. Lineage: Eukaryota; Metazoa; Chordata; Actinopteri; Moronidae.
UGUUGUUGUUGUUAUUGAUGAGUCGUGGUUGUGCUCCUCAGGUCUGGUGGCUCACAGUGACCUGGACGAACGAGCCAUUGAAGCUCUGAAGGAGUUCAAUGAGGAGGGGGCUCUGCAGGUGCUGGUGCAGUUCAAAGAGAGCGACCUGUCACACGUGCAGAACAAAAGUGCCUUUCUGUGUGGGGUGAUGAAGACCUACAGGCAGAGGGAGAAACAAGGGACGAAGGUGUCAGACUCCACUAAAGGACCCGAUGAGGCUAAAAUCAAAGAACUCCUGGACAGAACCAACUACACGCUGGACGUCACAACGGGCCAGAGAAAGUAUGGCGGGCCCCCACCUGAGUCCGUGUACUCGGGCGCCCAGCCCAACGUGGGAACAGAGAUCUUUGUUGGGAAGAUUCCUCGCGACCUGUUUGAAGACGAGCUGGUUCCUCUGUUUGAGAAGGCCGGUCCUAUCUGGGACCUGCGGCUGAUGAUGGACCCACUGAGCGGCCUCAACAGGGGAUACGCCUUCGUCACCUUCUGCACUAAAGAGGCGGCCAACGAGGCGGUGAAGCUGUGUAAUAACCAUGAGAUCCGCCCCGGUAAGCACAUCGGGGUUUGUAUAUCUGUGGCCAACAACAGGCUGUUCGUCGGCUCCAUUCCCAAGAGUAAAACCAAGGAGCAGAUAGUGGAAGAGUUCGGUAAAGUCACAGAGGGCCUCAGCGAUGUCAUACUCUACCACCAACCCGAUGACAAGAAGAAGAACCGAGGCUUCUGCUUCCUGGAGUACGAAGACCACAAAACGGCCGCUCAGGCUCGCCGCCGGCUAAUGAGCGGCAAGGUGAAGGUUUGGGGCAACGUGGUGACGGUGGAGUGGGCGGAUCCCAUCGAAGAUCCCGACCCAGAGGUCAUGGCCAAGGUGAAGGUUUUAUUUGUGAGGAACCUCGCCAACGGUGUCACAGAGGAGAUCCUGGAGACGUCCUUUAGUCAGUUUGGAAAACUGGAGCGAGUGAAGAAGCUCAAAGACUAUGCUUUCAUUCACUUUGAGGAGCGGGACGGAGCAGUGAAGGCAUUGGACGAAAUGAACGGCGCCGAGCUGGAGGGCGAGCCCAUUGAGAUAGUUUUUGCCAAACCACCCGAUCAGAAACGGAAGGAGCGUAAAGCCCAGAGACAAGCAGCCAAGACACAAAUGUACGACGACUAUUACUACUACCCUCCCCCCCCCCACAUGCCUCCUCCCGUCCGGGGCCGGGGCAGAGGCGGCAACCGGGGCGGCUACUCGUACCCCCCCGACUACUACGGCUACGAUGACUACUACGACUACUACGGCUACGACUAUCACAACUACCGCGGCGGCUACGACGACCCGUACUACGGCUACG